UGUACAUGCCACAAGAUGGCAUGGAAAUCCCCCACAAUGGCUUUAGAACUGGCACAUGAAAACAUCUGGUUUGACAAGUGGCGUGUAGAUGAUGCAGAACGCGAGUUCUAUGAGAACAAGUCCAUGCCAAACGACAGUCAAGAGCAGGUGUGUGAAAGUAUCAAGAUGCAAGAGUCACCCUCUGCUCACAUCUCUCAAGGCUCUGAAAGGUCUGAAAAGUCGGAAAGCUUGAAGAGCAGCCAAUUAGAGCUGCAGGAGGAGGGAAGUUCAGCCCUAGGAACCCUGGCCAGUCAGAUUGCCAAGGCACGACAGGAAAUACAGAAUUCCUUAGCCUCUGUGAGUAGGCCUUUGUACAUUUGUUUCACAUUUAAGACUGUGUCAACCUUAGAGCAGACCAUUCUGGACCUCACCAAAAGGUUAGCAGCCUUGGAAUGUGGCGGCAAGACCACUACGGCUCCAGCCAAGAGCAAGCCAGAGCCCAUGGAGACUGAGGAGGAUGAUGACGAUGAAGUGGAUCUCUUUGGCUCCGAUGAUGAUGAAGAGGAGAGUGCAGAAGCCGCCCGCAUUAGGGAGGAACGUUUAAAGGCUUAUGCGGACAAGAAAUCAAAGAAGCCUGGUCCUAUUGCCAAGUCUUCAGUACUCCUUGAUGUAAAGCCUUGGGAUGAUGAAACCGAUAUGAAGGUCAUGGAGACAGAAGUGCGUAAAAUUGAGAUGGAUGGACUCUUGUGGGGUGCUGCUCAGUUGAAGCCAUUGGCUUUUGGUAUCCAGAAACUCUCAAUUUUGUGUACAGUUGAAGAUGAAAAGGUUUCCAUUGAUGACCUUUGUGAGAAGAUUCAAGAAAUUGAAGAUUAUGUGCAAAGUGUAGAUGUUGCUGCUUUCAAUAAAAUCUAAUUGCCAUUCAUUCCACGGUUAAUACAGAAAUAAACAGGAGUAUAAAA
Penaeus monodon (black tiger shrimp) is the source of this 938-nucleotide messenger RNA. Its product is annotated as elongation factor 1-beta'-like. Lineage: Eukaryota; Metazoa; Arthropoda; Malacostraca; Decapoda; Penaeidae. The transcript is spliced from 9 exons. Gene Ontology annotation, cellular component: cytosol; eukaryotic translation elongation factor 1 complex. Gene Ontology annotation, molecular function: translation elongation factor activity; guanyl-nucleotide exchange factor activity. The record is from RefSeq and is a predicted model, not a curated record. Bases 16 to 891 code for a protein of 291 amino acids. Gene Ontology annotation, biological process: translational elongation.